Molecule: messenger RNA, 6039 nt
Organism: Westerdykella ornata
Lineage: Eukaryota; Fungi; Ascomycota; Dothideomycetes; Pleosporales; Sporormiaceae
Exons: 3
Coding region: 1-6039 (2012 amino acids)
Biological process (GO): protein autophosphorylation; phosphorelay signal transduction system
Molecular function (GO): histidine phosphotransfer kinase activity; protein binding; phosphorelay sensor kinase activity
Source: RefSeq, a predicted model, not a curated record
AUGAAUAACAACCCGCCGCUGCCGUCUCCCACGCACCCGCCGCCAGCAUCACGAGCCACCACCACCCUCCCCCAAACAACUCCAACCCUCCCCCCACCUGCAUCCUCCACCACCACCGCAGCCACCGCUCCUGUCGCCCGCCCCGUGCUGCACCAUCUGCCUGCGAGCACUUUUCCCUCGGUCCCCUCGCCCCUGGCCUCGUCGACAAGUGCACCCUCUCCACCCUCGCGCCAGGAUGACGUUCAGACGAAAAAGGAGCCGCUGAGCCAACACACAAGAGACAGAGGCCAGCCGAGCCCGGAACGCUUCGAGGAAGAGAGUGCAUCACCAACCACUCCACAAGUCACACCAAACGCGUCGCCAGAUGAGUUGGAGGUUGAGCGCUUGCGGAACCUGCAAUUGAAGAUGCUGCAGGAGAAACAGCGUGCCCGUGUCAAGAAUUCCACCAACAGCACCAUGCCCCGGGUGCCACGCGUGUCCCCCAUCAAGGAGGAGGAAGCCUCGUCCACUUCGGGCUUGUCCCCGACGUUGGAAGAGGCCUUUUCAAGCCCCUUGCACACGACCAAGACCGCUUCCACGGAAUCCACAGAGUCGUCCUCAAGAACCAUAAGAGGCGCAUCCGUUCCCGCCACCCCUGCUGGCCAUAGCCUCCGCACGCCCUCCUACCCCUUCCCCACCGUCCCAAAUACCCCCAAUGCUCAGAAAGCUCGGCCGUCAGCCUUCCACCAGCCAUUUACCGCCCUGUCCCCCACGGCCGCCGUCGUGACACAGAGCGACAUGGCCACCCCCAGGGAGCUCAUUGCCUCCGAGGGCAGUACUCCUGCUGCUGGCUCGUUUCCCUUUGCACCCGCUGGCAUUCGUCAAGAUCCCGUUGCCCAGGAUCCUCGAUAUCCGAGCCCCAAUCUCUAUGAUCUGGUUCUGCAACUCAAUUCGGAGCCCGGCCUCUUGGCGUGGUGGAACUCGGUCGUCCGCAUCCUCCAAGAAUGGUUUGGCGCGCAAAGGGCGACCUUGGCCGUACCUGCGGAUGCCUCCGAUAUUGAGAAUGUGCCGUGGGGCCAGAAAGCCACCUUUGAUGCAACGACGCGCGACCCCCCGCGGAUACCAGAACAGCAGGACACCACUGCUGGCCAUGAGCGGGACCGUCCGUCGAGCUCAAAACCGUCUGCCGGCGCGUCAUCGCCUCCAUCGCCCGUGCGAGAAGCUCGCCCUGCUUUGCCGACACGUCAUUCCUUUGCCGGUCACGAGCGCCUCAGAUUUGACCAUGGUCCUGCACAGCGUCCAAGAGGCCCUCGCCGAACUGCCAGCCAUGUGCCUCAUCUGACGCAGCGCCAACACCCUCUUCGCCAGGUUUCCCCAGUCCCGGUCGAGGGAGCGCCUCAGCCUCCAAACCGAACUCCGGCGAGAGAGACCACCUUUAGCGAUCUCGAUUUCUCCAGCAUCGGCGGCGACGCCAAUACUCCACCCACCCCCACGGCCGUCUUCCCCAUCUUGCGCGCCCUCGACCAUGAACCGGAUACCCUGAUAGAUAACCCCGGCAUCAACCGAGUAUUGGAGCGUGGACGACUGGUGACCCUGACUCGGGACUACGCCGCAUCUCUUUGCACGCCCGAGGACGAUCCGGCGGCGUCGGACAGAAAGGAUGAAGAUUCCCAACCUGCCCACCAGCAUUCCGGCAAGGGACACUCGGAUCAGGCUACCACGGGACCGACUCCAAGGAAGGCAGGUUCCAAUAUGAAAUCUAGCCACACCGGCUACGGGGAACUAGGGUCACGUCCGCGUUAUGAAGAGUAUGAACAGUAUCCCACAUCUCCUUGGGCGCAAUCGCCUGCCCCUUCACCCGCCAUUCAAAAUGAGACAGAUGAUAAUCCCUUCUUUGCCGCCGCAGGCAAUGUUGACGAAGAUUCCUUUAAUCCGAGGAAGGAGAGCGAGGACUACACUCGCUUUGAUUUGGUUGAAGCCAUCGGCGUCGAUAAAGCCAGCACCAUCACCCAUAUCCCCUUCAUUCAUCCGACCUUGUCUCAGGUCAUGUCGUCCGCCGAACCCAUCGAUCCCUCCCAUGUACCGUCUACGCCAGGCAAGGCUGCAAUGUCCGCCCCAAGAACGUCGUCUUCCAACGCCGAGUACGAACGGCGAGCGCCCAUUGCUAUCCUUUCCUUCCUUUCUCCCAUCGUACCCUACCCUCGUAAUCUGACCAACGCCCUCAAACUCCUUGGACCCCAUCUUGCGACUACAUUUUCAAACGCUUGGCAAUACACUAACCUACAGACCCAAGCAACUGGCAUUCGAGCUCGACGCUUUGGAGCAGGAGCCCAGGCGGGGGUAACCCCUCAGGCUGAUCAAGACAGCCUCGAUGAUCUCCUCCAACUUGACUUGGAGCACGUCUCCGGCUCGGCAACGGGAAGUGUCACCAGUCCGUCUGACUAUUCUGGGCGAUCCAAGUAUAGUCCAGGCGGAUCCAUCGGCGGCACUCCUGGUUGGGACCCUUCUAAUGUCGGCUUUUCCAGCAAGCAAUCCGUGGGCAACACCCCAGGGCACAUGUCUGGGACUGAGGCUGUAGAAAGUUACUUUGAUGCGAAGAAGCGAUCUUCACGCGCGAGUCAAAGUGUCUCUGCCCCUGCCACUCAAGACAGGCCGCCACGAACCCAAGACAUCGACGCCGCACACCAAACGAAAAUGACUAACGAGGGUGAUGCGCCGACACUACGCAACGAGAACGAUCCAGGUCGCUACACGGGCUCCCUCACCAAGCAGCGAGCCGACCCGUCUCGCCCUCAUUCUUUGUUGCAUUCCUAUGGUGCUGACUUCAGCGCCUCCUUCCAGUCAUUGCCGGUAGCCACUACUCCAGGCUCGAAGCCCGGCGGUCAAGGUCGCUCCAGCACUGAGGAGCCGGAAAUGCCCCCGCCUUCGGAAAGCCUGCUUCGGACCAUCAUCGACUCCCUACCCGUUCAGAUCUUCACCGCCCUCCCCACAACAGGUGCGCUCACUUGGGUGAAUUCCAAGUUCCUGGUCUAUAGGGGUCAGGACUCUCGCCGGGUCCUGCAAGAUCCCUGGGAAUCCAUACACCCAGACGAUAAGGAGGCUUACUUACAGCAGUGGAACCAGUCUUUGCGCACGGGACAGCAGUUGCAGCGUAAAGUCCGGCUGCAGCGCUUCGACGGCCACUAUCGCUGGUUCUAUGUUCGCGUCGCUCCGUUGAAAAACAAGCGCCAGCAGAUAGUGCAUUGGAUUGGGACCAACAUGGAUGUGCAUGAUCAACAUGUCGCGGAGCUCAAUUCCGCCCGCCAGCAGGAGACGGCUGCUUCAGAAGCAAAGUACCGGGCACUUGCCAACUCAAGUCCGCAGAUUGUAUUCGUCGUUUCGAACAGACGCGGACUUAGCUUCUGCAACACGCAAUGGAUCACUUAUUCAGGGCAAGGCGAAGCUCAAGCGCACGGCACCGGAUUCCUCGAAUGUGUCCACCCCGAUGAUGUGCCGAAGUGUAAGCUCCCUGAGCUGAGCGAGGAUGGAACCGUACCCGUCAAUGUUCCGACCUCCCUUCCACCGGACCACGGCCGCAGCAGCUCAGGCUCAUCCGACGGCUCUUCUUCCGAUACCGAAAAGGCAGUGACAAGCCCCAGAAGCCCUCUGCCAGACAAACUGGAAAUGCCGCAAGCUAAAUUGUCCAAACUGGCCAGUACCGGUAUUCUUAGAGUGAGCAAGGAUGCGUCCGGUCGGGCCUCCUACUCUACGGAAGUUAGACUGCGCAGUAAGAAUGGCGAAUAUCGCUGGCAUCUCGUCAGGAUCCUCUUGGAAAAGGCUCUGGCAGACGACACGGAUGAAGAGACUUGGUAUGGCACCGCGACCGAUAUCAACGAUCACAAAUUACUCGAGCAGACCCUGAAGGAGACGAUGGAGGCCAAAACGAGGUUCUUGAGCAAUAUGUCCCAUGAGAUCAGAACCCCCCUGAACGGCAUCUCUGGCAUGGUCAACUUCCUGCUGGAUAGUCCGCUGAACGUCGAGCAGCUCGAACACGUCAACAUCAUCAAGGCUAGCACCGACAGUCUGCUUAACUUGAUCAACGACAUUCUCGAUCUAUCCAAGGUCGAGGCUGGCAUGAUCAAGCUGGACAUGGGCUGGCUUCACAUACCCUCCCUGUUGGAGGAGGUGAACGACUUGAAUAUGGGCUUGGCGAUUCAGAAAGGGCUCGAGCUCAAUUAUGUCGUCGACGAGGGCGUCCCGUCCAUGGUGAAGGGAGACAAGUUCCGUAUCAGGCAAGUGCUGCUGAACGUGGUGGGCAACGCAAUCAAGUUCACGCAGAAGGGCGAAGUCUUCGUCCGAUGUCGACCCGUCCCAGCUGAACGCCAAACGUCCGUGGGAAGUAAUGAAACGUUGGUCCGUUUUGAAGUCAUCGACACGGGCAAGGGCUUCAAUGAGGAAGAGGCUAAGUAUCUCUUCAAACGAUUCAGCCAGAUUGACGCAAGCAGCACAAGGCAACAUGGUGGCACCGGCCUAGGCUUGGCGAUUUCUAUGCAGUUUGUCGAGUUGCACGGCGGAAAGAUGGAUGCCCGGAGCGUGCCGGGCAAAGGAUCCACCUUCUUCUUCACGAUCAAGUUUGGGUUGCCCACCGAAGAGAGCCAUCCGCCGACACCGACCCUCAACCCCGCCACUCCUGCGUUCGAGCCUGUCAGCUUGCCGUCGCCGUCGCCAUCAGCAGCGCCCAUCAGCAAAUCUGCGCAGAAGCCGCCGCACCCCCUCAAUGAAAGGGUGUCUGCGCAAUCCGUUACUGGCGAGUCACCCAUGUCGCCGGUUCCUAGUUUGACACUCUCGGACCGCUCCAAGGACUCUCCAUCGGUCUCGUCAGCUGGAUCGGACCCUUCGCUGGCGGGAAGGUCGAGUUUGCGGUCCGAGACGUCUUCCGCCUCCUCCUUCCUGCAGGAAGUCUCCGCUGCAACGAAGGAUACACUGAAACUCGCCCUCCCCCACAGACUGUCCGAAACUGAGCGAGCGACUUCCGAUGAUUCCUCUGCCUCGAUGAGUUCGGAGAAAACAUUGCGUCCUCCGGAUCCACCACUUGCGGGUCAAUCUUCCGCUGGAAGGCCCGCUCUCCCGCCGCCACCUCCCAUGUAUUCCAUCCUUGUCGUCUGCCCGCUUGUACACAGCCAGGAGGCAACGAUCCGGCACAUCAAGAACACGCUACCGCAGGGUAUCCCGCAUCAGGUGACUGGCCAGUCUAGCGUAACUGAAGCGCAGCGGAUGAUUGGUGGUGAGAACCCAAUUGUUUUCUCCCACGUGGUCCUGGUCCUCCACGAUAUUGUCGAGGUCAUUCCGAUUGUGAGCCAGAUUCUCUCCUCGACUCUGCACGAGAAGACUUCAAUUGUUGUGGUGUCCGACCCUUCCAAAAAGAGGGAACUCCUCAAUGCUGCGCCAAUGUACGAUUACGACCUGCUCAACCUUCAGCGCAGGCUACAAUUCGUCUACCGUCCACUCAAACCCUCGAAAUUCGCGGCCAUAUUUGACCCGCAAAAGGAACGCGAAUUAAGUACAGAUCGUAAUCAUGAUACCGCUCAACAAGUCGUCAAUGACCAAAAGCUGGUCUUUGAUGAGCUCAAGCGCAGGCUGAGUGGGAAAGGGCAUCGAGUCCUACUGGUGGAAGACAACAAGAUCAAUCAGACUGUCAUCCUGAAGUUCUUGGCAAAGAUUCACGUCGAGUCCGAAACCGUCUUGGACGGCGUCCAGUGCACAGAUGCAGUUUUUGCACAUCCGCCGGGCCACUACUCUAUCAUUCUGUGCGAUCUUCAUAUGCCGAACAAGGACGGGUAUCAAGCUUGCAAGGAGAUACGACGAUGGGAGAAGAAGCAUGGAUAUCGUCCCCAUCCCAUUAUUGCAUUGUCGGCCAACGUACUUGGGGACGUGUAUAUGAAAUGCGUCGAGGCUGGGUUCAACUCGUACGUUACCAAACCGGUGGAAUUCAAGGAGCUCUCGAAGGUGUUGGCGAAGUUCCUGGACCCCCCGGAUCCCACAAAAGCCCCUGAACUUAUGACGAAAGCUCGAAAGCCAUGA